ACGGUUCCGGGCCCUGUUGGACUCAGGCAGUGCGGUCACCCUCAUCCAGGCGCGGCUGUGCGCCCCGCGAAGCGGCCGGAAAAACUUCCUACCGAUUACCUGUGUGCACGGAGACACUCGUCAAGUACCGGCCCGUGAAAUGGUCAUUUCGUCCCCCCAAGGCACCUGGCCAGUGGAGGUAGGCCUGGUGAAGGACCUGCCGGUGGCCGUACUGCUUGGAAGGGAUUGGCCCGGCUUCGAGAAGCUGCUGUCCGCCGCUACCCAGCCUGCCAGCCCCAAGGGGAACCGUCGAAGACCGAGGCGGCCGCCUGGACCCCGCCGCCGACCGGCCCUGCUCGUCUCCGACAGUGGGAGAGAAGGUGAGGCCCCCUCCCAAUCUACUAAUCUGUUUUAUGAUGUCUACCAACAGGCCGCUGGAGGGGGCUCUUUCGCCAAGGAACAGCGGGAGGACGACCGACUCAAGCACUGUUGGAGCCAGGUGCGAGUCGUGGAUGGAGAGGACGUCCUCCCCCGGCCCCACCCUCUCCCACAUUUUGUCGUAGAGAAUGGCCUGCUGUAUUGUGUCGCCCAGCGUAGGGGGGAGGAGAAAAAGUUACUAGUUGUGCCUCGUGCCAAGACCGAGACCAUUCUGGAGCUGGCCCAUUCCCACCCCAUGGCAGGACACCUCGCGGCAGCCAAUACUGCCCAACGCAUCCGCGACCAUUUCCAUUGGCCGGGCCUGGACGCCGAGGUAAAGCGGUUCUGCCAGGCCUGCCCGACCUGUCAGGCCACGUCGCCCCGGACUCCUCCCCCCAGCCCGCUCAUCCCGCUGCCUAUCAUCGAGGUGCCCUUCGAGCGGAUUGGAAUGGACAUAGUGGGGCCGUUGCCGAAGUCUGCCCGAGGGCAUGAGCACAUCCUGGUCAUCGUCGACUAUGCCACCCGGUACCCAGAAGCAGUCCCCCUGCGGAAGGCCACCGCAAAGUCCAUCGCCCAGGAGCUGUUUCUGCUGGCCAGCCGAGUCGGCCUCCCCUCAGAGAUCCUGACUGACCAGGGAACCCCCUUUAUGUCCCGGCUAAUGGCUGACCUCUGCCGGCUGCUGCGGGUGAAGCAGUUGAGGACCACUGUUUAUCACCCCCAGACUGAUGGCCUCGUAGAGAGAUUUAACCAGACCCUCAAGCAAAUGCUCAGACGUGUGGCGGCGGAGGACAAGCGGGAUUGGGACCUCAUGAUCCCCUACGUGCUCUUCGGGAUCCGCGAAGUUCCCCAGGCCUCAACUGGCUUCACCCCCUUCGAGCUCCUGUUUGGCCGUCAACCCCGGGGCCUCUUGGACGUGGCCCGGGAAGCGUGGGAGCAGCAGCCGGCCCCGCAUCGUACCGUCAUCGAACAUGUCCGGCAAAUGAGGGAACGGAUCGACCGAGUGAUGCCGUUAGUCCGGGAACACCUCACCAGGGCCCAACAAGCGCAGCAACGUCAUUAUGACCGGACAGCCCAGCCACGGGAGUUCCAACCGGGAGACCGCGUCAUGGUCCUGGUCCCCAGCUCCGCCUGCAAAUUUCUGGCCUCCUGGAAGGGGCCCUACUCGGUCGUCGAGAGGGUUGGACCGGUCACUUACCGCCUGAGACAGCCGGGACGACGGCAGGCGGAGCAACUCUACCACGUCAACCUCCUAAAGAAAUGGGUGGGGACCCGGGACCAAGUAGCUGCCCUAAGCCUCACCGAGCCCGUGGUUGUGGAUAUCAACCCCCACCUUUCGGCUGCCCAGAAGACGGAGCUGCAGCACCUGGUCAGUCAGUUCCAGGAUGUGUUCUCCUCUCAGCCCGGGCAGACCAACGUGCUUCAACACCAUAUCCGGACGCCCCCAGGAGUCGUCGUUAGGCAACGGCCCUACCGAGUCCCGGAGGCUCGUCGGCAGGCUAUUGAGGAAGAGGUCCAACAGAUGCUAAAGUUGGGGGUAAUAGAACCAUCCCGGAGUCCGUGGUCCAGCCCCAUUGUGAUGGUCCCAAAGCCGGAUGGCACCCUCCGCUUUUGUAACGACUUCCGCCGCCUGAACGAAGUCUCCGAAUUCGACGGGUACCCCAUGCCUCGGGUGGACGAACUGCUGGACCGGCUAGGAAGGGCCCGGUAUAUCAGCACCCUAGACCUAACCAAGGGCUAUUGGCAGGUACCGCUCUCCGAGGCCGCCAAGCCGAAAACCGCCUUCUCCACCCCCAGUGGCCACUGGCAGUACCGGACCCUUCCCUUCGGCCUACAUGGGGCCCCCGCGACGUUCCAGCGGAUGAUGGACAUCCUCCUGCGGCCUCACCAAGCUUACGCGGCCGCCUACCUGGAUGACGUCGUGGUCCACUCCGAGGCGUGGGACGAACAUCUGAAUCGUCUGCGGAGGGUGCUCUCGGAGCUCCGGCGGGCUGGACUUACCGCCAACCCCCGAAAAUGCCACCUAGCCCUCUCUGAGGCCAAGUACCUGGGCUAUCAAGUCGGCCGAGGACUCAUCCGGCCGCAAGACAAGAAAGUUGAGGCCAUCCACGCCGCACCAAGACCGGAGACAAAGACCCAGCCGCCCCCCUGACAGACCUGACCAGGAAGGGGCAGCCGGAGAAAGUAUGCUGGACCCCGUCGGCGGAAGAAGCCUUCUCCCAGGUGAAAGCAGCACUCACGUCCUCGCCGGUACUCCGCGCCCCGGACUUUAGCUGCCCCUUCCUGCUGCAGACGGAUGCUUCCGACACAGGACUAGGAGCGGUCCUCUCCCAAAUUCAGGAAGGUGAGGAGCAUCCGAUCAUCUACAUCAGCAGGAAGCUGUCCCCCGCCGAGAGGAAAUACGCCGCUGUGGAGAAGGAAGCCCUGGCCAUCAGGUGGGCAGUCCUGGAGCUCCGGUACUACCUCCUGGGCCGCAAGUUCACCCUGGUAACCGACCACGCGCCCCUACAGUGGAUGGCCCGCGCCAAGGACACCAACGCCAGGGUGACUCGCUGGUUCCUAGCGCUCCAGGACUUCCACUUCGAAGUCCGCCAUCGAGCUGGGGCCGCCAACGCGAACGCCGAUGGCCUCUCCCGGAUCUGGACAGCUUAUGCAGGUCUGUCAGGGGUCAUUCCCCACCCUCCCCUAAUCUCACCCCUACUUUCUACAUGUCUUCGCAGGACCAGAACGACGCUUAGGGGGGGGGGGAUGUGACGAGCACUCCCAGAGGAAUCAGCGUCGCCCUGGAAACCAAACCAAAACACCUGCACGUCCUCGUCACCGGCUGAUCGGUCACAGCUGCUCCCCAUCAGCCAGC
Molecule: messenger RNA, 3250 nt
Organism: Carassius gibelio (silver crucian carp)
Lineage: Eukaryota; Metazoa; Chordata; Actinopteri; Cypriniformes; Cyprinidae
Exons: 2
Coding region: 140-2545 (801 amino acids)
Biological process (GO): DNA integration
Molecular function (GO): nucleic acid binding
Source: RefSeq, a predicted model, not a curated record